AUGUCUGAGACGAGAUUGACCCCUGUCAUCUGCCGUUGCUCUAGCGCCCGGUGCAAUCAACAACGCUUCCGGGACAAGGAUGGGAACUGGCAACCCGGCGCGAUUGUUUCUGUAACAACUCGAGUAAACCAUCUUGCGGUUGACACUCAAAUUGCAGCACGGUUUUGUGGAGUCCAGCAUUCCAACGAUGACAAUGAUGAAUCCAAUAGCGUAUCUGAAAUUGAAAUCAAUCGACUGGCCCUCUCCUCCCAGCCCUUGGAUGUUGAUAGAUCUAACGCCCUCAAUAGAUCCAGCGUCUAUGAUUGUGGUCCUUACCACCGAUUGAGCCUCAGACAUUCCGAACCGGCAGUCUUGUACAUGUCACUUAUGACUGCACAGAUCUCAGUAUUUGGUCAUACGUCAUCGAAAACGUCGACUUGGCUUAUGAAAUCAGGAAAGGGAUUGGUGACUCUUACAGCAUCGGGUGGACUCGGCGAAUCAAAAUAUAAACCACUCAAUUUACGCCAAGAAAAUACGCUUGACACCCUGCCUUACGAUAUCCGAACUAUUGUCAAGUGGUUCAAGCUCGAUCCCAAACUAGUAAAGGUUGUGUGCUGCCGAAGCUGCUUUGCAAUGUACCCCAUGCAACCCAAACCCACCGCCGACAAGAAUGACCAGAAUGCCGUCCAGCAUGUUGCCCCAAAAGUCCCCAAAGGUCCGUUGCACUGCAUCAACAUGGUCUUUCCUAACGAAGCGGACGCCGACGCGAAGGCUUUGUUGGAAGCUGCCAGCCCCUGUGAAACAGAUUUGUAUUGA
Messenger RNA from Puccinia triticina, 795 nucleotides. RefSeq lists its product as uncharacterized. Lineage: Eukaryota; Fungi; Basidiomycota; Pucciniomycetes; Pucciniales; Pucciniaceae. The transcript is spliced from 3 exons. The record is from RefSeq and is a predicted model, not a curated record. The coding region runs from base 1 to 795 and encodes 264 amino acids.